AUGACACAACAUUACGAAGAUGGCAUGGCUAUUGUUCUUAAUAGCGGUAAACCAAAUACUUUUUUGACCAUGACGUGCAAUCCUUCAUGGUAUGAGAUAACAUCAGAACUUCUACCUUUUCAAACACCACAAGAUCGCCCAGAUUUACUAACGAGAAUAUUUCGUUCUAAAUUCGAGCAACUGAAGGAUGAUGUCAUUAACAGAGGAGUCUUAGGAAAGGUUAAAAGUUACAUGUAUGUCACUGAAUUUCAAAAACGAGGAUUGCCGCAUGUGCAUAUGUUGUUGGUCUUGGAAAGUAACGACAAGUUGCGUAACCCAAAAGAUUACGAUAGUGUGGUUAGAGCUGAAAUACCUAAAUUAGAAUGUGAACCACAGUUGCAUGAAGCAGUUGUAAAACAUAUGAUCCACGGACCUUGCGGCGUACUCAAUCGAAGAUCACCAUGUAUGAAAGAUGGCCAAUGUAAAAAAAGGUAUCCCAAAAAAUUUUGCGAUGAAACACGUCAAGGCACUGACUCAUAUCCAGAGUAUAGGAGAAGGUUUGACGAACCUAUAUCUAUAGGUAGAGAUAGGUCUAUCGAUAAUAGAUGGGUGGUUCCAUAUAACCCUUGGUUAGUGUUAAAAUAUGACUGUCACAUCAAUGUAGAGGUUUGCAGUAGUAUUAAAAGUAUCAAGUAUCUAUACAAAUAUGUGUACAAGGGUCUUGAUCGUGUGUCUAUGGAGGUUCACAAAGGAUCAUACAUGGAUGAAGUCCAGCAAUAUGUUGAUGCGAGAUGGAUUUGUGCUCCCGAGGCAAUAUGGAGAAUUUUUCGAUUCACUCUUUACCGAUUAUAUCCUUCUGUUGAAAGACUAUAG
This is a messenger RNA of Vicia villosa (hairy vetch), 852 nucleotides long. RefSeq lists its product as uncharacterized. The record is from RefSeq and is a predicted model, not a curated record. The coding region runs from base 1 to 852 and encodes 283 amino acids. Lineage: Eukaryota; Viridiplantae; Streptophyta; Magnoliopsida; Fabales; Fabaceae. The transcript has a single exon.